UGAAAGAGGAAGACGCUUCUCUUUGGCCACAACAACAUGGUGUCACCCUGUAGGCAAUGUGAACGUAAACAAGCGACUCACCUCCUCAACGACAACUAGUCCCAUCAUCUGAAAUACAGCAGCUGUUGUUGUCGGGGCUCGAUGGCUCUCAGAGUGUGUAGUCGGCUGUUCAGAGACUCCGCCGUCUUCUCCAGACGAGUCGUCGCGUCUGCUUCACAGGAACCUGCGUCAUGGCUCCUCAUUGCAGGAAAUGCUGCGUGCAGCCGAGGAGGGAGGAACACAUUUAUCUUCACUCCCGCCUGUUUUAUUACAUCAGAGGCAUUUCUGAACAGACUGACGAAAGGCAAACCAACAGAGGCAGACGGUAGCUUUGAUCGCUUUCCAGCCUCAGUUCUGCCAGACAGCGCUGACCAACUAUCUUUGUUACUGAGACAUCCAGAUCAGCCCGACAACUCAAAGGUUUUGAAAGUGGCCAUCAUAGGCGCUCCGAACGCAGGGAAGUCCACGUUAUCCAACCAGCUGCUUGGCAAAAAGGUGUUUGCUGUGUCCAAGAAAGUACACACUACACGGUCACGUGCCCUGGGUGUCCUAACAGAGAACGAUACACAGAUAAUUUUACUGGACACUCCUGGUCUCACCACUCCAUCAAAAGUCAAAAGACACCAGCUGGAGAAGUCUUUGCUCAUGGAUCCCUGGAUAACCGUGAAAGAAGCCGACCUACUGGUAGUCAUGGUGGAUGUGGCGGACAAAUGGGUGUGUCACCGGCUUGACUUCGAGGUGCUCAAAUGCCUGGCCCAGCACCCAGACAUCCCAGCAAUCCUAGUCCUCAAUAAGGUGGACCUGGUGAAAGCCAAAGACAGGCUGCUGGAUAUCACAGCAGAGUUGACUUGUGGAAUGGUGAACGGACGCAAAAUGCGGAUCAGGCCGGUGAUCAAGCCUCCGUGGGCUGAAAAGAAGCCAGAAAGGGAUUCAGAGUCGUCGCUUGAGGAGGACAGCGCCGAGCCAAACUCUGUGCUGAGCAAAGAGCAGCUGAAGACGCUGAGGAGCCAGCAGGGCUGGGCUCACUUCAAGGAUGUCUUCAUGCUUUCCUCUGUGGACAGAGAAGACGUGGAGACCCUGAAGAGCUACUUUAUGGUUGCAGCCAAGUCAGGAUCGUGGCAGUACCACAGCGAGGUCCUGACCGACCAGAGUCCAGAGGAAGUCUGCACCAACAUCAUCAGAGAGAAGCUUCUGGAGUAUCUGCCACAGGAAGUACCCUAUUCAGUGACACAGUCUGUUGAACUCUGGCAAACUGCAGAAAAUGGCGAUAUCGAUAUCUCUGUGAAACUUUACGCCAAGAAAGAGACUCACAUGAAGAUGGUGAUCGGCACAGCUGGCCAGAUGGUAGCACGGAUCGCCCGAGAGGCGGGCGAGGACCUGAGUCAGAUCUUCCUAAGAGAAGUGAAGUUGAAGCUCUCCGUCAAGCUGAGGAAGUGAGGAGAACGAAGAGUUGGAACCAGAUCCUGCUGCAUUUGAGACAACUCUCCUUGUAUUUAUCUCUCUAACGGACGGACCUGAAGUGUUGAACAAUGAAUGAGAUGUCAUCAGGGAGCUGUGAGGUGAAAUAUAUCCACAGACCCAGACCUCCCACUGAGCUGGUACAUCUGGGGAGAAAUGAACUCUAAAUUUUACAUUAUCUGUCUUCAUGCAUCAGCAGCAUCCUUUCAUGUAGUCCCAUAAGACAUUAUUAAAGAUUUUUAUGUAAAGAUGUAACCUAUAAGAUGCUGUUAAUAUAGUGGUGCACAGCUGUGAGGGAUCCCCCAACUUCAUGCAGAAAUGAUCUAAAUAAAUACUGAAUAAUAAUGAAGAAAAUACGGUGAUUAAAAGCAGCUUCCACAAGCUGCAGAAUAGACUGUAAUGGGUUAUUGGCAUUUAUUUAGCCAUGAUAUAUUUUACGCAACAAACAUGACACAGACUCCCAUCAAAUGGAUGUUUUGACACAAGUUUGACAGUGCGUUCAUGGCUGAGCAGGUUUGGCAAGCUGUGAAAAAGGCUGAUGGUUUAUCUUUGGCUCUCAGAGCUUUUUACUUGGCGGGCGCCUCAUGCAAACAUGGACUGUAGAUAAACCGAAGUGGGACCUGCACAGUCAUGUUCACUCAAAUGUCCCUGAUGUACCAUCCACCCUUGUUCCCUCCACUCCCACAUCACUUUAGCCUCCUCCACUGCCUUUGAAGUGUGGCCAUCCAUUCCUGCGACUAUCACUUUUUGUUCCACUGCAAUCUUCCCUUUUCUCCCUCCUCCCUCCCCCCCCUUCGUCUUGCUUUUUUGGCUCUUAUAAAGCCCAGCUCUGCCCCUGAGGGCUGAAUUGUCUCCCUAAUGGAUGGCAAAAUGGAGCACUAACCUGAUGCUAAAAUGGGUCAGAUAAUGGUGAUUAGAUUCAUUCCUGCUGCCUGUGAGUUAACUCGACGGUUACUCUAUCCGGGGCAUCUUGAUGAAUAACCAGCUAGUAGCCUAAAGCGAGGGUGAGGAGAGAGAGAGAGGGAGGGAGGGAGAGGCCUUGAAUGUCUUACAGAAGCUGUGUCAGCCCCUGAAGCUCUCCCUGCUCUCUGCAACGCCUGCUUCCCAGUGAUUAGACAAGCCGGUUGCGCAGCAGAGAUCACCACUUAGACAAGCCAACUGCUGCUCGAAAAUAUUAUGGUUGAUGCGCGUCAGCCAGCACAUUAAAGUAAUCCUUCAAAAACAAGUAAAUUACAAUGCUGAUACCCUGCUUUAGAUGCAUUUUUAAAAAAAAAACAACCAAAUAACAACAUAUUCAUUUGUUUUGUUGGGAACCAUAAGCUUUAUUUCAUAUGCAUCCUCAAGUACAUCUCAAAAACAGGAUCAAAAGAUCAGUUUAGUGUGUCACAUUAAGCUCAUGAAUAAUACACCGACUUUUCCUUUCCUGCUGGUCCAGAUGAGAUUGAGCGAGGGCCGUAUAACCCUUACCAUUACUAAAACUCAGUAAUGGUAACGGUUUGACGGCCCUCCUCUGUAGCGUGCGCAGCCUGCAGUCCGUUAGGCCUGAGAGUGUGCUGAUAGUGCUGGAGGGAGUGAUGAAACCCUGGAUAGUACAUCAUCUAUACUGUAGUGUCUCUAUAAUAAACUUACAGUAUAAGAUGAUAUCCUGUCCAGGGCACAAGGCAUAACUGUAUAGCAGCGUGUUCCCACUUUGUUAUCUGCAAGACAAAGGUAGACGACUCAUUAGUGAUGCAUUCGGAGAAGGUCAACCAUGACGAUGAAAAUGUUAAUAACAUGGUAAAACUGCUCUUAAAUUAAUAUAAAAAAGGAAUGUAUUCUAAUGCCAGUUACAAGAAAAGUCCAUUUCUAAUAAAGUGUACUUUUCUUGAUGUGAUACUCACCUUUGUGCAUGCGGUGUCGUUUCCACUCUCCUUUAAAGGCAUCUUAUUCGGCUCCAUCGCACUUGUUCCUCACCACUUGUUCAUAUUUCAUGGCUGCUAUGCUUCCAUGUCUGGCUCACAAGCUCCCAACUGGUGUGCCUGUUUGGCCCCGGCACUUAAAGGCCCUCUGGCUCAUUAGCAUAUUGUGAUGACAUCUGGGGUGGACCAGACAGCAGGGGUUGAACUUUUUCUUAUCUUGUCCUAACCUGACUGUGUCUGUCCAGUGAUGGCCCACACCCUUAAUCCACCCAACUGGACUUUGCAGAAGAACUGCACAUGAAUCCCAUUUUUAUUUUUGCUGCAUCUACUGUGCACUAUAAAGUAUUUGGAUCAUCAUAGAAAAAAGCUCACCAAUUUGCCAUUUUCCUUGUUUUCUAAUUUCAUUUUGUACCAGAGUUGAUUUUUAAACCUGAAUCCGUUUAACUAACUUAAUAUUCUUCAUGUCCAAAGCCACUUUACAGAAUUUAUGUAGUUGAGUGUUGACCUUUCUUGGUCACACAAGUCUAAUUAAAAGAGGCCAGCAGAGACGAGCUGAUGACGUAAGCCCAAACAGGUUUUCUCUGUUGACUAUUAAAAAAGCUUUGAGCUUUUUAUCUCACACUGCUGUAAUAAAUCUAAUGUUCACCAUUGCUUAAGUCCCCUGAAUCUCAUAGCUCCUUGGAUUUAUGCAUGAUGGUUUCAUGGAUUGGGAUUUAAUACUAAAAUAUGUCAGCUGAUGUCAUGUUAUCUGACUUAUUAAACUUUCUUUUUUCAUGCGCUCAGCCAGAUUCCAGGA
Messenger RNA from Thunnus maccoyii (southern bluefin tuna), 4191 nucleotides. RefSeq names its product Era-like 12S mitochondrial rRNA chaperone 1 (gene eral1). The record is from RefSeq and is a predicted model, not a curated record. Gene Ontology annotation, biological process: ribosomal small subunit assembly. The transcript has 11 exons. Gene Ontology annotation, cellular component: mitochondrial matrix. Gene Ontology annotation, molecular function: rRNA binding; ribosomal small subunit binding; GTP binding. Bases 142 to 1476 code for a protein of 444 amino acids. Lineage: Eukaryota; Metazoa; Chordata; Actinopteri; Scombriformes; Scombridae.